AUGGCACCGAGUUAUGACCUAGACAAACUCCCCGGCGCCUUGCCUUCGCAGUUGGUCUCGGAGCAUGUCGACAUAGACUCCAUCCAACAGUCGGCUCAACAAGUCUUAGAGAAUCUGGAUGUAACUGGCCUGCACAGCACGGCGCUAUGGAGAGACUGGCUCGCUCUGACGGGUCAGAUUCGAACAUUCUAUAGUUCCGAAAAGAUCUCAGUGGUGUGGAACACGCAAGUCAAGUCUCAAAAUGUCACCGACGUCAGAACAAAGCGGGGACGUAUCACCAAACCCGUUCCAACGAGCUCCUGGGUCGAUAUCCCCUUCACCUUCAGUACGAAACCAGAGAGCGGCCUCAUCGGUAACUGUACUGGCACUGCCUCGCUGAUCCCAGACGAAGGCGGGAAUUGGAAAAUCUGGAUGCUUGUAACGAUUCUGGAAAACUUUACUGAUCACGGGCACCCUGAUGUUCCUCGGGCGACCAGUAACUCGCUUGCCAAUGGUACCACCAACGACGUCGAUCACCACGCAGAGAGGCAAGAUGGCCAAUAUCAUUUUGAUGUCGUGGUAAUCGGGGCAGGCCAAUGCGGACUGGCCAUCGGGGGCCGACUGGGUGCUCUUGGGUUAAACUAUGUGCUUCUCGAAAAGCGACCUGCAGUGGGGAAGAACUGGACUCAACGGUACGAGUCAGUGAGGCAACAUACCGUCCGAGAGUAUAACAAUCUUCCCUUUGAGCGCACAUGGAAGCCCAACGACCCAUUAUUGCUCCCUGGCAAGAUCGUGGCAGAAGGCUUCGAGAACUAUGUCAGAAAGUACAACAUCAACCUGUGGACAAGUGCGGAUACCGCCGGGGCGGCUUGGAACCCGGAGGAUCGGAUUUGGACAAUAGACGUCACCGUCAAUGGGGACGACAAGCGGAAGCUCGUUUGCCGACAUCUGGUUGUUGCUACUGGUGCUGGUGUGAGCGUCGACAACGACCCCAAAUAUCCGGGAACCGAGCAAUACCAGGGGAUUCUCGUGCAUUCGGGAGCGUACAAGCACAGCCGCGACUGGGCAGCCAAGGACGGUAUCGUCAUUGGGUCUGGCACCACAGCGCAUGACAUUGCUGAAGACAUGUAUCGGGCAGGUCUGCGUUCUGUCACCAUGAUCCAGCGUAAUAAGACUGCCAUUUACCCAAUCGAGUGGAUCGUGAAGGGACAGCAGGGUUUGUACAAUAACAAUAUCCCCACUGCCGAUGCAGAUGCUUUGGUCGCCUGUCGCCCUAACAAGAUAUUGCGUGACAUUCUGAAGGUCAUCCACGAGGCUGCCGCAAGUCAGGAGCAAGGGCGCUUCGAUGAUCUGGAGCGGGCUGGAUUUCAGGUUGAUCGGAAGACUCCAUUGAUGGACAACAUCCUGUCGCGCUACGGAGGAUAUUAUAUUGACAUUGGCGCAUCUUCCCACAUCGUGAGGGGAGAGAUCAAGGUCAAGUCUGGUGUGCCAAUCACGACCUUCACUCCGACAGGCCUGAAAUUCAAAGAUGGAAGCGAGCUCCAUGGAGACGUGGUCGUGAUUGCCACAGGACAAGACCACGACUACCGAAAUCAGGUCGCAGAGAUUGUGGGGAAGGACUUCGCGUCGAAAUUGAGCGACUUUUGGGGACUCGAUGAGGAAGGGGAAGUUCGGAACGUCAUGAAGCCAGCAGCUCCCGGAUUGUGGAUGUUCGGAGGCACUGCCGCUCAAGCACCCACUUGA
Molecule: messenger RNA, 1722 nt
Organism: Fonsecaea erecta
Lineage: Eukaryota; Fungi; Ascomycota; Eurotiomycetes; Chaetothyriales; Herpotrichiellaceae
Exons: 4
Coding region: 1-1722 (573 amino acids)
Molecular function (GO): monooxygenase activity; flavin adenine dinucleotide binding
Source: RefSeq, a predicted model, not a curated record